Molecule: messenger RNA, 2178 nt
Organism: Pipistrellus nathusii (Nathusius's pipistrelle)
Lineage: Eukaryota; Metazoa; Chordata; Mammalia; Chiroptera; Vespertilionidae
Source: the annotation of a GenBank genome assembly
AUGCAGAGCACGGCCAACUACCUGUGGCACACGGACGACCUGCUGGGGCAGGGGGCCACCGCCAGCGUGUACAAGGCUCGGAACAAGAAAUCCGGGGAGCUGGUCGCCGUGAAGGUCUUCAACGCCGCCAGCUACCUGCGGCCCCGCGAGGUGCAGGUGAGGGAGUUCGAGGUCCUGCGGAAGCUGAACCACCAGAACAUCGUCAAGCUCUUCGCGGUGGAGGAGACGGGGGCCAGCCGGCAGAAGGUCCUGGUGAUGGAGUACUGCUCCAGCGGAAGCCUGCUCACCGUGCUGGAGAGCCCCGAGAACGCCUUCGGGCUGCCCGAGGACGAGUUCCUGGUGGUGCUGCGCUGUGUGGUGGCCGGCAUGAACCACCUGCGGGAGCACGGCAUCGUCCACCGCGACAUCAAGCCGGGCAACAUCAUGCGCCUGCUCGGGGACGAGGGCCAGAGCAUCUACAAGCUCACCGACUUCGGGGCCGCCCGCGAGCUGGACGACGAUGAGCACUUCGUCUCCGUCUACGGGACGGAGGAGUACCUGCACCCGGACAUGUAUGAGCGGGCGGUGCUUCGCAAGCCCCCGCAGAAGACCUUCGGGGUGAGCGUGGACCUCUGGAGCAUCGGGGUGACCCUGUACCACGCAGCCACUGGCAGCCUGCCCUUCGUCCCCUUUGGCGGGCCACGGCGCAACAAGGAGAUCAUGUACCGGAUCACCACGGAGAAGCCGUCCGGGGCCAUCGCGGGCACGCAGAGGCAGGAGAACGGGCCCCUGGAGUGGAGCUACUGCCUCCCCAUCACCUGCCAGCUGUCCAUGGGCCUGCAGAGCCAGCUGGUGCCCGUGCUGGCCAACAUCCUGGAGGUGGAGCCAGCCAAGUGCUGGGGCUUCGACCAGUUCUUCGCGGAGACCAGCGACAUCCUGCAGCGCGUCAUCGUGCACGUGUUCUCGCUGCCCCAGGCGGUCCUGCACCACGUCUACAUCCACGCCCACAACACGAUAGCCAUCUUCCUGGAGGCCGUGUACGAGCAGACCAGCGUGGCCCCCCAGAACCAGGAGUACCUAUUCGAGGGUCACCUCUGCGUCCUCGAGCCCAACCUCUCUGCACAGCACAUCGCCCACACCACCACCAGCAGCCCCCUGACGCUGUGCAGCGCGGCCACAGAGGCCCCCACGGGGCUGGCCUUCAAGGACCCCGCUCUGGACAUCACCAAGUUUGUGCCCAAAGUGGACCUGCAGGCGGAUUACAACACGGCCAAGGGUUUGUUGGGUGCCGGCUACCAGGCCCUGCGGCUGGCACGGGCCCUGCUGGCCGGGCAGAAGCUGAUGCUUCGGGGAUUGCACUGGUUCUUGGAGACGCUGCAGGCGACCUGCCGGCGGACACUGGAGGUCGUGCGAAUGGCCCUCCUCUUCCUCAGCAGCAGCCUGGGCGCCGAGAGGCUCAGCAACAUGGCCGGGGUGCCUGAGAUCCAGGAACUGCAGAGGGCCUCGGAGCUGAGGUCUCAGCUGCGGACUCUGGCCGAGAUCCUCUCCGGAUUCUCCCGCAGCCUCAUGGAGAAGCACAUGAGCCUGAGCAGCCUGGGCCUGGAGCUGGCGAAGAGCCGGGAUCAGGUACAUGAGGACAGAAGCAUCCAGCAGAUUCAAUGCUGCCUGGACAAGAUGCACCUCAUCUUCAAGCAGUUCCGGAAGGCCAGGCUGAGACCAGGGCUUGGCUACAACGAGGAGCAGAUCCACAAGCUGGAUAAGGUGAACUUCAGCCAUUUAGCCAAGAGGCUCCUGCAGGUCUUCCAGGAGGAGUGCAUGCAGAAGUACCAGGCGGCGCUGGUCACGCACGGCGACCGCAUGAGGCUGGUGCAGGAGGCCAGGAACCACCUGCGCCUGGUCGCCCGCUCCGUGGCUGCCUACAGCGCCGAAGCCCAGGAGGUGCAGGAGGGCCUCAGCAAGAUCCUCGACUGGCUGUCUCUCCAGCUCCUUCAGGACAGAGCGCAGGGGGCCCAGGCCUCCCCAGCCCCCACAGCCCCGUAUUCCAGUCCUGCCCCGGAGGACCUGGGCCUCCAGCUGCAGGACCUGGGUCUCCACAUGGAGGAGCUCUGUAAGGAGAUGAAGCUGCUGGCCUCUGACCUCCAGGACAACAACUGCAUCAUCGAAGGGUUGAGUCGGGUCCAGUUGGCCCCUGACGUCUGA